Messenger RNA from Gongylonema pulchrum, 231 nucleotides. Lineage: Eukaryota; Metazoa; Nematoda; Chromadorea; Rhabditida; Gongylonematidae. The record is from the annotation of a GenBank genome assembly.
AUGAAAUACGUUCAGAUCUGGAACGUCCAUACGGGUGCGCUGGUGAAACGGCACCAGAAUCCUAUUGAAGGAUCAGGAUAUGGGGCAAUUUUCGAUUUCUGUGUAUCGCCAGAUGGAACGCUGGUAGCCACAGUUGAUUCGCAUGGACAUUUUUCUAUUUUUGGCGUUGGAACCAAUCAGAUGGCCAAAACAACUCCGAAAGAGCAAUUCUUUCACACCGAUUACAUGUAA